Molecule: messenger RNA, 4030 nt
Organism: Clupea harengus (Atlantic herring)
Lineage: Eukaryota; Metazoa; Chordata; Actinopteri; Clupeiformes; Clupeidae
Gene: u2af2b
Product: U2 small nuclear RNA auxiliary factor 2b
Biological process (GO): mRNA processing
Cellular component (GO): nucleus
Molecular function (GO): RNA binding
Source: RefSeq, a predicted model, not a curated record
ACAAAGAAAAAGAAUUUCCAUUUCCGGUAACGCGGACAGCGGAUGGAUAGAGACGAGGGUGGUUGAGGCCUAGUUGGUGUGAUUGGGAAGGUUUAGGACUAAACUGAAAUAAGUGGUUAUAACAUUGUCGAGAGUGCAGGGUGACAUUAAUACGUAUGUACGCAACGUUUUACAGCUUUAGAAGAUAUGUAUCAAUGAAGCAGGCGUGUAAGCUGCCUUGGCUAGCUUUUUGCUAGCUGGAUAGCUGCUUUAGCUGCAGACCCAUCGGAGAGCUCUUCGUUAUUUUUUCUAUCGGAAACCGAUCUUAACUACAUUGGGUAUUGUAAUAUAAGUUGAGAACGCAGUGUCCUUGUUUUUUGUUGUAACGAUUUUAAGUCACACGUGCUACAGCUGGGAUAAAAUUGAAAUUUAGUUCAGCGCCAGCUAAUUCCGCCCUCCUUACGGUUCAUUCAUCGUCUAACUUAACUUACUGAUAAUUCAAAAUGUCGGACUUUGAUGAAUUCGAGAGACAGUUGACUGAAAACAAACAAGGUGUUGAGAAUCUGAAUUCGCUUGAGCGGGACAAGGAGAACCGGCACCGCCGCCGCAGUUCCUCCCGCAGCCGCAGCCGAGAGAGGAAGAGGAGGAGCAGGGAAAGGAGAAGCAGGGAGCGUCGUAGCGGCAGCAAAGACCGCCGACACAGACGCAGCACACAGCCUCAAAAUCCACCCCAAGACAUCGUCAGCCGUUCCCCCCAUCGGGAGAAGAAGAAGAAGGUGAAGAAGUACUGGGAUGUCCCUCCACCGGGCUUUGAGCACAUCACCCCCAUGCAGUAUAAGGCCAUGCAAGCUGCUGGUCAGAUCCCUGCCACUGCCCUGCUACCCACCAUGACUCCUGAUGGCCUGGCAGUCACCCCCACCCCUGUGCCUGUGGUGGGCAGCCAGAUGACCCGACAGGCCCGUCGGCUCUACGUGGGCAACAUACCCUUUGGCAUCACAGAGGAAUCCAUGAUGGACUUCUUCAACGCUCAGAUGCGUCUUGGAGGCCUGACACAGGCUCCUGGCAACCCAGUCCUUGCCGUGCAGAUCAACCAGGACAAGAACUUUGCCUUUCUGGAGUUCCGCUCCGUGGACGAGACCACCCAGGCUAUGGCGUUUGACGGCAUAAUUUUCCAGGGCCAGAGCCUGAAGAUCCGCCGGCCGCACGACUACCAGCCGCUGCCGGGCAUGAGCGAGAACCCCAGUGUCUACGUGCCAGACGGAAUUGCUUUUUGUCAAGGAGUUGUUUCCACGGUGGUGCCAGAUUCGGCUCACAAACUUUUUAUCGGCGGUCUGCCCAACUAUCUGAACGAUGACCAGGUGAAGGAGCUGCUGACGUCCUUCGGCCCCCUGAAGGCCUUCAACUUGGUUAAGGACAGCGCCACAGGCCUCUCGAAAGGAUACGCCUUCUGUGAAUACGUGGAUGUCAAUGUCAACGAUCAGGCCAUUGCUGGUCUGAAUGGAAUGCAGCUGGGUGAUAAAAAGCUGUUGGUGCAGAGGGCAAGUGUUGGAGCGAAGAACGCCACCCUGACGAGCGUGAACCAGACACCGGUGACGCUGCAGGUGCCGGGGCUGAUGAACAGCUCGAUGAACCAGAUGGGCGGCAUCCCCACAGAGGUGCUGUGCCUCAUGAACAUGGUGGCGCCCGAGGAGCUGCUGGAUGACGAGGAGUACGAGGAGAUCCUGGAGGACGUCAGGGAGGAGUGCAGCAAGUACGGCCAGGUCAAGAGCAUCGAGAUCCCCCGGCCCGUGGACGGCCUGGAUGUGCCUGGCACUGGAAAGAUCUUUGUGGAGUUCACAACUCUUUUUGACUCCCAGAAAGCCAUGCAGCAACUGACUGGAAGGAAGUUUGCCAACAGAGUGGUGGUGACCAAGUACUGCGAUCCUGAUGCCUACCAUCGCCGAGAGUUCUGGUAGAACAGGAGAAAAGAAGAAAGGGAGAGGUGGGACAGUAGAAGGAAAGAAAAAAGGGUGGGAUGGAGUGAGUGAGGGAGAAAAAUUGAGAAAUAAUACAAAGAGGUUUGGGGAGGGGGGUGGAGGGGUGGGAAUGGUGGGGAUUUUCUACUAUCAAAAGUUGCUAUGUGGAAAGGAAAUGAGUAUAUGUAAUAGUAACCAGCUAAGGUUCAAGACUAUGUGAGUGGGUUAGUUUUUGUGUUUGUAUUUUAAGAAUGUGUGUGCUUAUGUAUCCAGAGGGUAAAAAAAAAAUCUCCUUCAUAAUUUUUUGUUUUCGUUUUGUAUUUUUAAAUGGUCCUGGGCUGGGAGAAGUGCCAUUUUUGCUCCCUGACCAAAAUAACAGGGAGGUUGUGGGACAUGUUUUUUGCAGCUGCAGUUCAUUAACCUGCUCCCUCUCUACAAACCGUAAGAAAGCACCAGUCCUAUAAUAGUGGGUGGAAUCCUCAGUCUCAAAGUUCCUGAUGUGACGUAGAGCUGCCGCUCACUGUAUCUCUUCUGUCCGCUGCUCUCAUUUUCUCGCAUAUAUUUCUCCCCCUUCAGGCUGUAAAAGGCUGUAAAUCAGUAGCUAUUUUUCGUUGACAUUUGUUAGGUUUUGAUUGUCAGUAUUUUUUAAAUUAAAUUCCAGAUGUCACUAGCAUUGUCUGUUCUCCUCUCGGGCAUUAGUGCCUACCUGCCUAUGCUGGUGGUGCCCCCUCUGUUGCGGUGUGGGGGCACCUGUGGGUUGGUGCCCCACUACAGUGUAGCCCAUUUGUUUCAUAAUAAAACUCUUGGAAACUCAAUCUGGUGUGGCUGCCUUGCCCAUGCAACAGGGAAAGGGGAAUUAACAGGCCCAGUCCAUAGGUGGUUUGUCACCUUCUUAAUCACUCAUUCACGUGGGAAAGUGAACUGGAAGUAAACAGAAUCAUUUUCUCUUGCUCCUCUCUGGCUUCUCAAUUCCUUCCUCCCACUUGUAUCACUGUACAGCAAAAACCUCUAUCACUGCCAAUAAACGUACAGGCUGCUUUUCUACAAUUGCUUAACCAUUUUCAUCCAGUAAGGUAGUUCUGCUUUUUUUUUUUUUUCCUUCAUUCAGAGUUAUUUUUUUCUUAUACACACACCAGUGUGAUUUCCAGUGUCUGUGUGGUUUUCUUUUGAGUUGCGGGAAAGAAAGAGAUUGUAAUUCACAUAAUAAGACUUCCUUAUUCAUGCUUUUGUUUUCAUGAAAUGCCAUCUCAACUCCAGAUUGAAGACAAAUGUGUAAAAUCAAAGAACUCAGUAUAAAAUUAGAAAUCCAUGACCAGAUACAGAGAUCUGCCUCUUCUGGAAACCCAGUAGUCUCAAAAUGAAUAAGGCAUGUGAUUCAUUCUGCAUAGAUCUCUAGAUAUGAAUAUGAAUUUGGCUUUUAAGGGUUUUUCUUAGCCUCACGUACCACGAUGUGACAAAUUCUGUAGUUAAUCUGUGUAAGGUCCAGUUAACUGCUAAGUACAUCUUGUCAGCCUUCUUUCUCCACAGUCAAACAGAGAGGAAGUGAUCGUCUAUUCUUUUUUGUUUGUUUUGUUUUGUUGUCUUUUGUCUGAGAGCACACGGCAUUAAAAGAUGAGAUGUCUACCACAGCCCUCUUUUAUUUUUAAAUGGAAAAAAAUAAUAAUCCAGACAGAAAACAAACACUGUUUUGCUAAUCAUUCAGUACAAGGUUACAGAGGCUAGGCCAAUGCACGAGAAAACACCUGAAGAGAUAAACACCUAGGUGUUUGUGUUCGCCCACAUCACUGCAGUCAGAGUGAAUGGGCAUUUUGAAAGACCAGGCGUGUAUGUGAUGGUAUACCGUAAACUAGGAUUCUGGCUGUUUCAUGUAUAAGCCUUGAAUACUUGGUUCUCAUAUAUACAUUUGUUAGUACUACUUUCUGUGUAUGGAUAUGUUUUUUUUUUUUCUUGGUUUAGGAGGCUGUUGACAAUUGCUAAAGCAGCUAACAUCAAAUGCUAGUGUCGUUUUCCAAAUGGCUUUUUUCAUUGCAAAUGAUACAGAAAUGUGUUUAACAUUUCACUUUUCUCAAGAAUAAAUACGUAAAUAUAUAAAAGAA